CUUCCAUCAUAAUUACAAUAUCUAUUCUUGUUUUCUUUCUAGAGCUUUCAACAAAAAAAGUUUCCCAAGUUUUCUUUGUUUCAAGUUCAACCUUUUUUACAUUCAUAUCAUUUUCUACUUAUAUCCAACUUUCUUGUAAAACAAAAAAAAACAAAAAAAAAAACAAGAUAAAGUACACUAAACGUACUUGUAAGCAUGUGUAUGGCAUCAGUUUCUGUUUCCACGGCUGAAAAAAAAUCUUUUUUCUCAAGAUUACGCAAUAUGUUCAAUCUCAGAAGAAAAGAAGAGAAGAAUAAGAUGAUGAUAACAACAACAACAACUGCUACUACUAGUGAUCAUCGUCUUUCGAUCAGUAGUAGUGGUAGUAAUAAUGGCGAGUUAGAGAGGAUAUUUACAUACUUUGACGAGGAUGGAGAUGGAAAGGUAUCACCAGCAGAGCUAAGGAGGUGCAUGAAGGCGGUAGGAGGAGAACUGACGGCAGAGGAGGCGGAGAUGGCGGUGAGGCUAUCGGAUUCUGACGGGGAUGGGUUGUUAGGGUUGGAGGAUUUUACAAAGCUAAUGGAAGAAGAGAGGAAUAAGGAGAGUGAAUUGAUUGGAGCAUUUGAAAUGUAUGAAAUGGAAGGGAGUGGAGGCUACAUUACUCCUAAGAGCUUGAAGAGGAUGUUGAGUCGACUUGGUGAGUCAACUUCCAUUGAUAAAUGCAAAGCUAUGAUUAGGAGAUUUGAUAUCAAUGGAGAUGGAGUUCUUAGCUUUGAUGAGUUCAAAACUAUGAUGACAACUUAGGAGAAGAUUUCAAAACCCAAAUAUUGCUCCAUAGUAUAUACUGUAUUAUUUAUGUACAUAAUUAUCUGAUCUUAGUUUUGGUCU
Lycium ferocissimum is the source of this 867-nucleotide messenger RNA. RefSeq names its product putative calcium-binding protein CML19. The transcript has a single exon. The record is from RefSeq and is a predicted model, not a curated record. Gene Ontology annotation, molecular function: enzyme regulator activity; calcium ion binding. The coding region runs from base 196 to 783 and encodes 195 amino acids. NCBI's taxonomy places the organism in Eukaryota, Viridiplantae, Streptophyta, Magnoliopsida, Solanales, Solanaceae.